AUGACUGUGGCCAUCUCCGUGAGUCUGCUCAGCGGCAGAACCGUUUCUUUGGAAGCGGAACUGGACCUAUCCAUCAAGGAGUUGAAGCAGCGUGUGCAAACGGUUCUGGCAAUUGGCAAGGGUCGGCUGUUUGAUGUGUCCGGAAACGUCCUGGACGAUGCAUUGACAAUCGAGAAA
Symbiodinium pilosum is the source of this 177-nucleotide messenger RNA. The record is from the annotation of a GenBank genome assembly. NCBI's taxonomy places the organism in Eukaryota, Dinophyceae, Suessiales, Symbiodiniaceae.